AAGAAUGAUUUUCUGAGGAAAUAGUGGAACCAGAAGCUAUUGCUGUCAACUACCAGGGAAAACAAACUUUUUUUUAUUAUUUUUCCCUAACAUAAGUAUGAGUUUUUGUGAGCUGCUAACAGAGAAAACAAUUCAUUCGUUUUGGUCAAAUAUUAAGAGCCAAGGUAGCAGUGUUUUUUUGUUCCUUUUUCGUUCCCUGACAAAAGUAAAACUGUUGGCAAAUAAAAAAUAAACGUGGCUAUCGCAUGUUACUAGCAGGCUACACUCCUGCGCCUUCACUGUAGUAACUCCACACGCACCGCUCCCUCAGGCGUCACUGCGCUUAUGGCCUGGUAUUCGUGACGUCACUGAAUCGCGACAAAGACUUGUGACGUCUGGAUGAAGUGGCCGGCAGGAGCCGAGGAACUAGACAUUUAAACAGCGAUCCGAGAGUUCAAGUUAUGUUAUGAAAAGUACAUGUGAUUUGUCCAUCUGUCUGACAAAGUUAGGCUAAGUAUUUGGACUUGUUACACAGCACCUACUUUUGAACGGAUGGGUCCCAAAGUGCUGCAGUCAAAGACUGAAGAAACCGCUGUGCGGGUAGUUGUCCGAGUUCGACCCUUACUCCCUAAGGAGGUUCUGCAUGGACAGCAGCACUGUUUGUGGACGGAACCAGACCAAAGGAGGCUAACACUUGGAACAAACAGGCACUUUCAGUUCCAGGACAUAUUGGAUGAGACUUGCAGCCAAGAUGCAACAUAUAACGCCUGUGUACAGCCAUUACUUGCGGCUUUCUUUCAAGGAUUUAAUGUCACUGUGUUUGCUUAUGGGCAGACUGGCUCAGGAAAAACCUACACCAUUGGCGAGGCAAGCAUAUCUUCAAUAUCUGAGGAUGAGCAGGGAAUUAUACCACGGUCUAUGGCUGAAAUUUUUAAGCUGAUAGACGAAAAUGACCUAAUUGACUUUACCCUUCGGGUUUCAUACCUGGAAGUAUACAAAGAGGAGUUUAGAGAUCUUCUUGAAGUGCACACUACAAGCAAAAGCAUUCUAAUACGAGAAGAUGAAAAGGGAAAUGUUGUGUUGUGUGGCAUAAAGGAAUGUGAAGUCGAGGGGCUGGAUGAGGUGCUUAGCCUACUGGAAAUGGGUAAUGCCGCAAAACAUACAGGAGCCACACAUGUUAAUGUACAUUCUAGCCGUUCGCAUACGGUCUUUACGGUCACAAUGGAACAAAGAAGGUGUGUUGGUCGGGUUGCCAGAGUGGCUACUGAUGAAGAAGAGACUCUCCCUGAUAUUGGCCAAGUUUUGUCUUCCAAGUUUCACUUUGUAGACCUUGCUGGGUCUGAAAGAGUUCUAAAAACAGGAAACACUGGUGAGCGGUUAAAAGAGAGUAUUCAGAUAAACUCUGGUCUGCUGGCGCUGGGUAAUGUCAUCAGUGCUUUGGGGGACCCAAAACGAAAAACCAUGCACAUUCCCUAUAGGGAUUCGAAAAUAACAAGGAUACUGAAGGACUCCUUAGGUGGCAAUGCAAAGACUGUGAUGAUUGCAUGUGUUAGUCCAUCUGCAUCUGACUUUGAUGAAACUUUAAAUACUCUAAAUUAUGCAAGCAGAGCCCAGAACAUUAAGAACAAAGCUACUGUCAAUUGUAAAAGAGAUACAGAUUGUGUGGAGGAUUUGCAUCUUCAGAUCAAAUCUCUGCAGCGUGCCCUUGAACAGAGAUUGCGCUCAGAAACACGCAUACUAAAUCGUUCUGACCCUGCUAAGGCAGUAAACCAGCGGUCCAUGGAUAAUCCAGUGUCCCAGGUUAUAGUAGAAUGUGCACACUACAGGACAUGCACUGAUGCAGCUUAUUUACUCCUUAUGGAUCUCCUCUCUGAUAAUAACUUGGGCCCUGCUCAGGUGCUGCGGGCAAAGGAGUGGAUGUGUUCAGUAGAAGAAGAGAGAAGUGAUGUGUCAUCUGCCUCAGGUCUUGAUAGUGGGAUUGAGAGCUCCACUGCUGAGGAAAAAUUAAAGGAGCUAGGCAAAAGGCAGAUAAAGGACAAGGGUGUGCUAACCUUUGAAAAGGAAUGUGAAAUCGAGAAGGAUAAACUCAUCGAAAAACUUCAGCUCCAAAUACAACGUCUCGAAGAUGAGAACAGAGAAUUUCUGUCUGCCCUUGAAGAUGCAAUGGAACAAUAUAAACUGCAGAGUACAAAGUUGCAAGAACAACAGGAUGAAAUCAUUAAACAUCAAAAUAUCCUGGAGAGGUUAAGACCCGGUCUCUCUGCUUCAACCCUUUUGGAAGAUGUACAUGUGCUGCAGCUUGGAGGAAGGCCAAGUACAGCCCCAAUAAUUCAAAUAAGACCACAUGACUCCUUGGAACAAAAGAAAUCUUCCUCAUGGGAAUUUUCAAAGUCCAAAAAGAUUUCCAGCAGCUGCAUUUCCUCUUUAUCUAAAGAGUUUACUAAGAGUUUUCAAACUGGCACACAGAAUCUGGUGUCUAGCUUAGAAGAAGCAGAUACAGUACUGCAGAGACGGUUUAGUGAAGAUUCAAAUGAAUCAGCAGAAGAAGAUGAUAAAGAUCAAUGUAAAGGGCAGCAAGGAAAGCCUCCCAGACGUGAAAGAAUAACUAAACCAGGAUCAAAUCGUUCCCAUUAUAAGCCACAGAGCAGAAUCUCUGAGAGCGAGGGAGAGAAAUCUACAUCGACACUCCUCAAUAUAAAUUCAUCACUUUCCCAGAGUGCCCAGAAUGUACCCAGAGAAAGCCAAAUCUUAGGAAAUGAUUCAAAGUGGAGACUGCGUCAAGCUCAACAAAAGAUCCGGGAACUAGCUAUCAACAUCCGCAUGAAAGAAGAGCUCAUUAAAGAGCUUGUUAAAACCGGAAAGGAAGCUCAAGCCAUGAAUAAACAAUACUGCCUUAAGAUUUCUGAGCUAGAGAAUGAAGCUGAACAGAUCAGAGCAGAAGUCAGCGAAAGUCAAAGGCAAUUACUGGAACUGGAGGGAAAAGCGUCGCGUGAUCCAGCUGAAAAGUGCAAGUUGCAGGAAUACCGAAAAAAGAUAGCUGCUGCGGAGAGCAAAGUGCAGGUUCUGAAUGAGAAGAAGCAGGCUACAGAGAAGUUAGUGUCACUUUCUGCACAGAGUGAAAGGAGAAUCGAAGAACUGGAAAAAAACAUACAGCAAAUGAAACAGCAGCAGUGUCAGUUGCAGAGGAAACUGAAAGAGGAGACAGAACAGAAACGUCGUCUAGAGAGUGAAAUGCAGAAAAGAAGUCAUAGAGUGAAGGAACUUGAGCUCAAACACGAACAGCAGCAAAAGGUAUUAAGGAUCAAAACAGAGGAAAUAGCGGCGUUUCAAAGAAAAAGACGGAGUGGAAGUAAUGGAUCAGUUAUCAGCCUGGAGCAGCAGCAAAAAAUUGAAGAGCAGAAGAAAUGGCUAGACAGCGAGAUUGAUAAAGUGCUUGAGCAGCGCCGUUCCUUGAAUGAGCUGGAAGAAGAACUUCAUAAAAGAGAAGGCAUUUUGUUAAAAAAAGAGGCACUUCAACAGGAAAAGAAUGACUUAGAGAUCAAAAGACUUCGUUCCAGUCAGGCCUUAAGUAACGAUAUUGUCAGAGUGUCUAGCCGCAUUGAGGAUUUAGAGAAGGAGCUGUCUGAGAAGAAUGGCCAGCUUCGUCAGGGCAGCGCCCACGACCAGCAACGUAUACGAGAUGAGAUCAACAAUCUGAGACAGGAGAAGGACCUGUUGUUAAAACAGAGGGUAGACAUUGAUGACAAGCUGAGACAAGGAAACCUUCUCUCUGCAGAGGAAGAAAGAAUACUGUUCCAGCUAGAUGAAGCAAUUGAAGCCUUGGAUGCUGCAAUAGAGUACAAAAAUGAGUCCAUUACUCGUAGGCAGCGGGUUUUGAGAGCAUCUGCCAGUCUGCUGUCCCAGUGUGAAAUGAACUUGAUGGCAAAGCUCAGCUAUCUCUCCUCCUCAGAGACAAGAGCACUCCUUUGCAAGUAUUUUGACAAGGUUGUAACAUUGCGGGAGGAGGAGCACAAGCUGCAGAUUGCAUUCUCAGAAUUAGAAAUGAAGCUAGAAGAACAGCAAAGGCAGGUCUACUGGCUAGAGGUGGCUCUAGAACGGCAGAGGCUUGAGAUGGAUCGCCAGCUCACUUUGCAACAGAAGGAACACGAAAGAAACAUGCAGCUUAUCCUAAAGCAAUUUCAAGGCCAAAUGGGUGAAGGAUUGGCUGGAAGCAAGAGGCAAUAUGAAGCCAGAAUACAAAUGCUUGAAAAGGAGUUAUGUUGGUAUAUGCAGGCUCAUCAAGAACUAAGCCAAAGACUAAUUAAAGUAUCUAUUCCUAAACAGAAUGCUCCUGGACAGCAAGUAAAUGUGGCUCUAGGUGAUGGAAGAAGUCUCACCACAGCUGAAAAACAGACCACUGAAAUCCAUUCUGCCACUGUGAAUUUAAACAACCCUGUUUUUGGUACAGACAAAAACAUACAGCCGAGAGAGGACUUUUUGUAUGCACCUUUACCACCCACUUGGAGACGUUCUUCGCUUCCUACUGAAGAGCAACAUGGCCUUGAGGAACUCAGAAAUCGAGAGACUGUCUUAGAAAAUAGUAAAUUAGUGCAACCAGCAGAAGCCCUUUGCCAGAGAAAUCUUUCCUAUCUUCCUAAAUCUCGAAGAGAGCUGCGCAGAUGUAAUGUGAACACUGUCCCCGUAAUUUCUAAUUUGGAGAUGAUAGAUGUUAGAAAAAAUCCAUUGUAGAAAGGUUCGGAUAAAAAUAUUUAAUGCACUUGUUUUCCCAAGGCUACUGGAAAUCAGUAUAUUUACAUGUUCUAUUUGGAGUGCCGUUUUACAUACCUUUUAGGGUUAUAGCAGACAGGACAUUUUGUCACCUACACUUAAUUUCCUCCAGUGCGGGUGACAACAUCCAAUGUUACAUGCCUAACCAGGACAAUGAAAUUGUUGGUGGUAAAGCACAUGGUAGUACCUUGAAUUUUCCUCACAAGACAACUUUGGGCUACUACCCAAUGCAUAUGUUUAACUACUGGAAUUUUACAUGAAUCCUGUAGGCAUAUAAUGUUGGAUGUUUUGUUGCCCACUCUAGAGUUAUUAAGCACAGGUGACAACUUCACAUCUGCCAUCAGCCUCAGGGCUCUUGCCCAUGAGUUGGUUCUUUCUGUGUUCCCUUAAGGUGGAACUAAUGUGUUCCACUGCAAGGGAAUGCAGAAGUAAACGUAGCCUCUUCUUUUCAAUCACUUUGUACUCACACUGCACAGGAAAGAUUUAAACGCAGGUGGAAUGCAACUUGCUACUUUCCACCUGUCUUUGGCACUUCUGUGCGGCACUGUGAGUACUAUAUAAUUAAAAAGAAGGUGCAUUUCACCUGCAUACGGCACUGCCCUGCGGCACUGCGAGUACAAAGUGAUUGAAAAGAAGGUGCAUUUCACCAUCAUACGGCACUGCCCUGCGGCACUGUGAGUACAAAGUGAUUGAAAAGAAGGUGCAUUUCACCAUCAUACGGCACUGCCCUGCGGCACUGUGAGUACAAAGUGAUUGAAAAGAAGGUGCAUUUCACCAUCAUACGGCACUGCCCUGCGGCACUGCGAGUACAAAGUGAUUGAAAAGAAGGUGCAUUUCACCAUCAUACGGCACUGCCCUGCGGCACUGUGAGUACAAAGUGAUUGAAAAGAAGGUGCAUUUCACCUGCGUACGGAGCUGCCCUGCGGCACUGUGAGUACAAAGUGAUUGAAAAGAAGGUGCAUUUCACUUGCAUAUGGAGCUGCCCUAUGGCCCUGUGAGUACAAAGUAAAUGAAGAAAGUGCUGUGUUCAUGUGUGCUGUUGAGGUUGAACGCAUGAAUGCUCCAUCACAAGGGCACACAGGAACAACCACUCAUGUGUAAGAGCCCUAAGACAUAAAAAUGACACAAUGGGGCUUCUGUACAAAAGAUCUUCUAAUAUUUGCUAGCUAUUUCACUUAGCUGUUCCAAAAGCUGUUGAUGUUUAAUGUCAAUAGGGGGGUGACCUACAACAUGUAGAACGUUUGUUUACUAGCCCUUCACACAGGCUUAAAGGAUUAAAAACAAAUACUCAAAUGAAGUAUCAAUAUAACCAAACUAAUUUUUUAAAACAUUUUUUUUUCUUGAUGUGUUGCAAAAUAAAGUGAUACUUUUUCCUGUCACUCACAAUGUUGUGGUGCCGACUUACACUUGUGGCCACUCACCCAUUGCUUUAAUUAAAUGGCAACUUGUAUGAAUAAUAUAAACAUGAGAACCAAAGCCCAGCUUGAUUAAAUAUGUCUUGGAGUUAUUUUCAAGUUUUAAGGAGACAGUGCUCCAUUUUAAAUACAUCAGCAAAAUAAAUCUGUUAACAAAAACAUAAGUGUUAAAAUGUAUUAACCUCUGAAAUUCAUGCACCACCAAUACAUUUAACAUGGGACACCUGCAUGCAAAGGGGGGCCUGACCUCUCCAGCAUAGAUAGAUUAUAAACUGGGUUUUCCAGUAUUUUAUGCCAUUUUAUCUUGUUUGUCCCCUUUAAAUGUUAAAAUGCUUAAAAACAUAAAAUGUUUCACAAAAAGUAAAACUUUUUGUGGUUUAUGCCAAUUCUACAGUAAAAUCAGCUUCACUGUAUAUUGCGCUGAGGACAAACGUGCCCUUGUAGCUUGCCUUAUGUUUUUUAUAAUUAGGUUUUUGUGUAUGAGGGUGACCAUCCCCGCUAACAGUGCCUUUUUUGUAGUUCCAGUGUAUUUGAACCCGAAUUUCAGUACAGAGUUGUUCUGCAUGUUUAAAUUGUAGUUAACACUAAGCAUGUGUAUUUACUAUUACCAGUUUGCAUGUUACUGGGCAGGCAUUGUGCUUAAUGAUAAAUGUUAGUGUAUCUGGCAUUUAAAGGCAAUGUUUAUAGAGCAGUUUACAUGUACAGGUUGAAUUGUUACUGUGUAAAUAUUUUGGUUUUUUUUUACAUCAAAAGUAUUGCAAUUUUCUAUAUGGUUUUUAUGGAAUAAAGAUAUUUUAUUAUAGUUUUCAA
Xenopus tropicalis (tropical clawed frog) is the source of this 6971-nucleotide messenger RNA. It is a transcript of the gene kif7, whose product is annotated as kinesin family member 7. The coding region runs from base 532 to 4707 and encodes 1391 amino acids. Gene Ontology annotation, biological process: microtubule-based movement. Gene Ontology annotation, molecular function: ATP binding; cytoskeletal motor activity; nucleotide binding. The transcript has 18 exons. Gene Ontology annotation, cellular component: cytoskeleton; cilium. The record is from RefSeq and is a predicted model, not a curated record. NCBI's taxonomy places the organism in Eukaryota, Metazoa, Chordata, Amphibia, Anura, Pipidae.